Messenger RNA from Brassica oleracea var. oleracea, 804 nucleotides. RefSeq lists its product as uncharacterized. The transcript has 2 exons. The coding region runs from base 1 to 804 and encodes 267 amino acids. The record is from RefSeq and is a predicted model, not a curated record. NCBI's taxonomy places the organism in Eukaryota, Viridiplantae, Streptophyta, Magnoliopsida, Brassicales, Brassicaceae.
AUGGAUGAAACAAAAUGUUCAUCAUCUUCCUGGCGAUCUCUGCUUUCUCUUCAUGGUCUAGCUGCAGUGUUUCUAAAGGCAAGGGUGGGUAAUGGUCAGCAAGCUUGUAACAGCAAUGGAUGGCUUCUUAGAGGAGCCCGAUCUCCGGCUGAAGAGGAGCUUCACACACACCUCACCACCAUUCCUCUCCCCUCGCUAAGCUCCACAGAAGACUCUUACGUAUGGGAGAUAGAUGGAAAUGAGUUGCAGAACUUCUCCACAAGCAAAACGUGGAGCAUGGUGAGAAACAGGGCUUCGGAGCAGAACUGGACUCUGAACAUUUGGUUCAAAGGUCACAUCCCGAGACACGCCUUCACAACCUGGGUGGCGCAUCAGGAUCGUUUACCUACCAGAUCAAGACUAGUUGAUUGGGGCAUGAAAAUCCCUUCAUCUUGCUGUCUCUGUAGCUUGGCGGAUGAGAGUAGAGACCAUUUGUUCCUCCAAUGUGAGGUAAGUGAAGCAGUUUGGGCAUCUGUGCUGGUCCGACUCGGAUAUUCCCACUGGGGGUUCCACACUUGGACUGCCUUCUCGGAAUGGAUGAGUUUUCGAGACACGGUAGUGAGCUUGACACUCAAGCACAUGGUUGCUCAAGUCACCAUAUCAACGCUCUGGACAGAGAGAAACAACCGGCUGCAUGAUGGAGUGUCUCAGUCGCCUGCGGUUAUCUUCAAGAGAAUCGACCGCAUCAUCCAGGACGCAAUUCUUGGCAGAAGGAAUACUGAUCUGUUCCGGCCUCUGAUGCAGGAAUGGUUCAGAUAUGAGUAG